This is a messenger RNA of Dictyostelium discoideum AX4, 1386 nucleotides long. RefSeq lists its product as hypothetical. The coding region runs from base 1 to 1386 and encodes 461 amino acids. The transcript has 2 exons. The record is from RefSeq and is a predicted model, not a curated record. NCBI's taxonomy places the organism in Eukaryota, Evosea, Eumycetozoa, Dictyosteliales, Dictyosteliaceae.
AUGAAUGAAUCAAUAUUUAUUAAAGAAUUUAUAAAAAUUUUAAUUAAAUGUAAAUUAGGAAAUGAAGAAGAUUGGUUUAUUGAAAUAAUUGAUAAAGUUUGGAUAUGGGCAGAUAAAUUUCAAAUUAAAAUCAUUUCAAGAGUAAAUGAAAACAAAGAAUUAAUAGAACCAAUUAAUAAGAUAUGGAAUGAUUCUCUAAAACAAAUUUCAUCAGAAAUAAAUCUUAAUAAAAUUUGUAUAUUAAAUUUACAAAAAGAAAUUUCAUUCAAAUAUUUACUAGAAUUUGAAAAUAUUAAAGAAUUCAUUUUAUCAUUAUUUUUAAAUAAUUUACUUUUAACAGAAUAUCAAUUAUUAAUUUGUUUAAAUUCAUUUUUUAAUAAUAAUAGUAAUUUAUCUUUAAAUGUUAUAAAUAAAAUUAGGGAAAUUUCAUCAAAAAAUAGUUUUAAUAACUUAUUAAAAGAUUUUAAUUUAAAAUUUCAAGAAUCAAUAUUUGGAGUAAACUUUAAAACAAAUAUUAAUGAUAAUAAAAACAAUAAUGAAUUAUUUUUAUUUCCUUCAAUUCAUAUAAAUGAAAAUCUCGAAAGUAGAGCAAUAGCACAACUUUUAUUAAAUAAUUUUUUAAAAAUACAAACAAAUAAAGAAAAAGAAGAAAUAGAUCCUGAAACUAUAAAUGUAAUUUCAAAUCUUUAUAAUAAUGAUACAACAGUCUUUUUAUGGAUAUUAUUAAUUUUAUCAUUUAAUAUAAAUAAUAAUAAUAAUAAUAAUAAUAAUAAUAAUAAUAAUAAUAAUAAUAAUAAUAAUAAUAAUAAUAAUAAUAAUAAUUAUAAUAAUUUAAUUGGUGAAAUGUUAACAUUAAUAGAAAAAAGCAAACUUGUUAAAAAAGUAAAAUUCUUUUUAUGUAGUGACAAUUAUUUAUUGAUGUCAGUGACAAAAUUAAAUUUUAAUUUCUUCCAGUUAUAUCAAGAUGCCUUAUUUUCAUUAAUAGAAUAUUAUCUAUUCAAUGAAAAUUCAAAAGAGAUUAAUAUAGAUUCCGAUUAUUUGAAUUAUUUAAAUUCCAGUUUAUUAUCAUUGCUUCAAUUAACUUCUCCAAUUUUAAUAAAUCAACCAUCACAACCAACAUCACCACCACAAAAUGAAAUUAAUAAUAAUAAUAAUAAUAAUAAUAAUAAUAAUAAUAAUAAUAAUAAUAAUAAUAAUAAUAAUAAUAAUAAUAAUAAUAAUAAUAAUAAUAAUAAUAAUUCAAUUACUAGUAUAAGACAUUUAGUUUUAAAUUCAAUUAAUCAAAGAAUAUUUGCAACUAAAACUUUAAAAACAAAUGAAAUUUCAAAAGGAAAUGUUUUAAAAAUGCUAAUCGAUUUAAAAAACUCAAAUUCAAUUAAAAAAUAA